This is a messenger RNA of Caenorhabditis elegans, 585 nucleotides long. Its product is annotated as Chromatin modification-related protein MEAF6. The record is from RefSeq and is marked reviewed. The transcript has 2 exons. Gene Ontology annotation, cellular component: histone acetyltransferase complex; nucleus. NCBI's taxonomy places the organism in Eukaryota, Metazoa, Nematoda, Chromadorea, Rhabditida, Rhabditidae. Bases 7 to 453 code for a protein of 148 amino acids.
CAGAAAAUGUCAAAAGAAAAGGAUACAAGUGAAUUAAAAAGUGAACUCGAAGGAUGGAUUCGGAAGAAGAAUGAUAUUGUUGAAUCAUUAGAAGCACUGGAAAUGCAAAUUUAUAAUUUCGAGGGUUCAUAUCUUGAAGAUACAGCAGAAUAUGGGAAUGUUAUAAAAGGAUGGGGAAACUUUGCAAAUGCACCACCACCAUCAAAAUCUGGAAGAAUUGAUAAAAAGUUUAGUAAGAGAAGUGUUCGUGAUGAAGAGAGACUUUUUUCAAAAAGUUCUACUACAUCACCAUAUGGCACAAAGAGCACAACAAAUGGAACUGGAAGUGGAGAAUCUACAAGUGGAGGGGAUAAUGGAUAUACAAAAGAUGAAUCUGAUAAUAAUGAUGAAGAUGAUACGGCGUCACAAUCCAGUCGAGACUCAAAACCACCUGCUAAACGUCGAAAGUAUUGAUUACCUAAGGAUCUCCCAAUAUAUCGAUCUUCAUGAAUUAUAAUUCUUUAAUGAUGUCCUAAUUCUGUACCUUUAUUAAACAAUCUCUUAUUUUUUUAUUUUUUAAACCAAAAUAUAAAGUUUGAUUUUAGU